Messenger RNA from Quercus robur (English oak), 1441 nucleotides. Its product is annotated as S-adenosylmethionine decarboxylase proenzyme-like. Gene Ontology annotation, cellular component: cytosol. Lineage: Eukaryota; Viridiplantae; Streptophyta; Magnoliopsida; Fagales; Fagaceae. The coding region runs from base 104 to 1195 and encodes 363 amino acids. Gene Ontology annotation, molecular function: adenosylmethionine decarboxylase activity. The record is from RefSeq and is a predicted model, not a curated record. Gene Ontology annotation, biological process: spermine biosynthetic process; spermidine biosynthetic process. The transcript has a single exon.
UGCUUAAAAUAAAAAUAAUUCUUGUAGUCCUGUCUUUCUUUUCUACUUCACUUGUUCCCUCGUCCUCCUUUGGUGCAACUUCAUUUGUUUCUCUUGAGCCAAGAUGUCCUCCAUGGCGGUCUCUGCAAUUGGAUUCGAAGGUUAUGAAAAGAGGCUUGAGGUAUCAUUCUUUGAGCCGGGCAUCUUUGCCGACCCCGGGGGCAUGGGCCUCCGUUCUCUCUCUAAAGCUCAAUUAGAUGAGAUCCUUGAACCAGCUGAGUGCACCAUUGUUGCUUCUCUGUCAAAUGAUUACGUUGAUUCCUAUGUCCUCUCUGAAUCUAGCCUCUUUGUGUAUCCUUACAAAGUUAUAAUCAAAACUUGCGGGACCACAAAAUUGCUUCUUUCCAUUCCGGCCAUCCUUAAAUUGGCUGACGGCCUAGCCCUUUCAGUGAAAUCUGUGAGAUACACUCGCGGAAGCUUUAUUUUUCCUGGGGCUCAGUCAUUUCCACAUCGUUGCUUCUCCGAAGAAGUAGCUGUCCUAGAUAACUAUUUCGGUAAGCUUGGUUUGGACAGCAAGGCAUAUGUGAUGGGUAGCCCUGACAAAGCACAGAAAUGGCAUGUUUACUCUGCUUCUGCCGAAAUGGCGACACAGUCAGGCCCUGUUUACACACUAGAGAUGUGCAUGACCGGUUUGGGUAGAAAGAGGGCAUCAGUUUUCUACAAAACUAGCGAAACUUCCGCAGCUCUGAUGACUGACGAUUCUGGUAUUAGGAAGAUUCUUCCUCAAUCCAAGAUAUGUGACUUUGAGUUUGACCCUUGUGGGUACUCCAUGAAUGCUAUUGAAGGUGACGCAAUUUCUACCAUCCACGUUACCCCAGAAGAUGGUUUCAGCUAUGCAAGCUUUGAAGCAGUUGGGUAUGAUUUUGAAGAUGUGAAUUUGGCCCAGAUGAUUGAGAGGGUUUUGGCUUGCUUUGAACCUACUGAGUUCUCUGUAGCUCUGCAUUCUGACCUUGUUGAAAUGGAACUCGGAACCAAGUUCCCAGUAGACUUGAAGAGCUACCAAUGUGGAGAAAAGAGCUAUGAAGUGCUUGGAUUGGGUGGUGGAUCUCUAUCCUACCACAGGUUUGUCAGGUCUGAAAGCUGUGGAUCUCCUAGAUCAAUCCUGAAAUGCUGCUGGAGCGAGGACGAGAAGGAUGAGGAAGUUGAAAUGAAAUAGUUUGUUUUUAUGUGUUAUUACUGAAUAAAAGUUUGUGGGGUUAUGUUUUAGUCUGAGUAGUAGGACAAUCUGUGUGGCUUUUAUGCGGUGUUGCAUGUUUCCUCCAUUUUCAUUUGAGAGUUUGUCUUUUAAAAAUUGUGUAAUCGAUAUUGAUUCCCUGAUACGGGAUAAGUUGAACCAUUAUUUUUAAUGAUGAGGUGCAUGUUAUUUUUAAUUUUAUAAUAAUACCUAUCUGUGUUGUGAUUA